AUGAAGCGCAAUGAUUUGUUUCUCCGACGUCGGACUAAUCUAACGACAUUGAGUGACGAACAACUUGCCGACUUCAACUUCGCACACACCGUUUUGAUGGACGCGACUGCAGUGUACUUUGAAGACGCUCGUGAGCAGACUGUCGAGAUUCGCGGUAGCCGUCACGUUGCUGUGAAGUCGACCGGAUUUGGGUCUAUGUGCGUUACGGUAGUUCUAGCCACCACUGCAAUGGGUGUAAAGCUACCACCGCUUGUUAUCUGGAAACACAAAAAUGGAUCCCGCAAGAUUGAAAAGGUUGGAGGCACAUACGUAGCCUAUCAGCCCAAAGCCUGGGCUGAUUCAGAGCUACUCUGCAACUGGAUCGACACGGUGUUUCCGCGUGUGGUGCAAGCCAACGGCAAGGCUCUUGUAUGGGAUAGCAUGAGGGCGCAUAUUUCCAAGAAAGUCAACGCCAAGUGUGCGGCUCGUGAAAUCGCUAUGUGUGUGAUCCCUGGAGGUCUAACUGUUUGGGGGACAUAG
Phytophthora infestans T30-4 is the source of this 519-nucleotide messenger RNA. RefSeq lists its product as uncharacterized. Bases 1 to 519 code for a protein of 172 amino acids. The transcript has 2 exons. Gene Ontology annotation, molecular function: nucleic acid binding. The record is from RefSeq and is a predicted model, not a curated record. NCBI's taxonomy places the organism in Eukaryota, Oomycota, Peronosporomycetes, Peronosporales, Peronosporaceae.